GCAACUAUGUUGAAACAAUGGGGCUAAGAGGGUAUAAAAACCUUAGGUAUGCUGCAGUCUGUCCUUUUAACAGAAAAUCUUUUUACAUAACUGCUGGACUGCAAAAAGAGGUAAGCUUGCUGUCUCUAACUCUGAAACUACUGCCACUUUUUGCCCAUGCUGUCUUUAGUAAAUAAUGGUGCCUAUGCUUAUUGCAGUGUGAUCUGUUUUAGCAUGGAACCAGUAACUUCAAACUGCAUUUUACCACCAGGCCAAGGCCCACACACACAUGGGGGGAACCAGAACAAUCAUGUUCCAGCAACACUUUAUCCCAUAGUGAAAGUACUGUCAAAACAUGACCAGAGGGAAAACAAACUCAAAAGAAAAAGAGAGGAGACAGCUGAAAAGGAAAAUUCACCAGCAUCAGUGACUGAUGGACGGAUGAAGCCUAGCAUGGGCAACCUUUCUGAAAAUACUGUAGUCAGCGCUACAAGGACACCUCCUCCAGAACCACCAAAGAAACUCAAAAGAAAAAGAGAGGAGACAACUGAAAAGGAAAAUUUACCAGCAUCAGUGACUGAUGGACAGAUGAAGCCCAGCAUGGGCAACCUUUCUGAAAAUGCUGUAGUCAGCGCUACAAGCACACCUCCUCCAGAAGAACUACCAAAGAACCAAAAAUCUGCUUUGAGACCUUUAACAACGCAAAACAGCACUGAAGUGCAGAUGAAGCAUCCGGGCAGCCCAGACCUCAUAUACGUGAAACCCAAGGACAAAACAAAAGACUCUGGUAAAAAGCAACCACACAAACACAACUCCAGUUGCUCAGCGGCUACAGCCACACCAAGCCCUGAGAAAACUGUGAGCGAAAAUGCCCACAUUCACAAACCCAGAGCACGCACUCUAGGGGUUCUGAAGGUGCGCAAACCUGGAGCAUGUGAUGUAUGGGCUCCAUAUAAAAAACCAUGGACUAGAAGCUUCUGCGAUGCCAAGGUGUUGCAACCACACAAACACAAUUCCAGUUCUUCAGCGGCCACCGCCACAGCAAGCCCUGAGAAAACUGUGAAAGAAAAUGCCCACGUUCACAAACCCGGAGCAUGCGCUCUAGGGGUUGUGAAUAAAACACCGAGCACUGACAAAACAUUCUCCCAAAACCAUAAGCUCGCCACAGCUCCCCCAAGUUCUAGUGUUUGGGAAGAGUUUGAUGCUUCCAUCAGAAAAGUGAUGGAUGCUGUAUCCUCGGGGAGUCUAAAAGAACGGCCUUCUAGAAAGACUUGGGAAAAAUAUGAUGCUUUGUUCAGAGCAAUGUUAAAAGACAGGAGGGCUGAAAAGGGUGUCUCUGAGCAGGCAUGACUAGUCGUGGAAAGGGGCCUGGGUAAAAGGGGCACCCUCCAGAGUACACAUCAGCUUAUGUGUAAACAAAAGGGGGGACAGCGCUUGAGGGAUAAACGGAUGGCUGCCAAAAAGUUUCAGGCCAGGGUGGCUGUAAAAAUCUUAAAAAGGGCUAAAGAGGUAAUGAGGAAAAAAAAACAAAGAGAGAUGCCUCCUACUGGAGGCUCUCAGACUGGCUUCUCUGAAAAUGGGGAGAUGGAAUCAGACUCUGGUUUAGCAAAUUCCCCAGAGGGCUCUCUAGACAGGCCCCAUUCUACUUCCAAUGACCCUCAUGGAGGCUUCUCAGAGUUUGACUCCCAAAUAGCAUCUGAUGUAGAAGAUCCCUCUAAUGAUCCCAUAGAGGAACCCCCAAGUAACCCCGAAAAUGCAGAGGUGUAUAUGGAAAGAGUGAGAAGUUGGCAACAUGAAUUACCUAGAUUUGGGGGGUCAGUAUAUUGUGAGGAAUUUCGUUUUGUCAAUCUUGAGCAAAUAAAUUCAGCUCAGCAGGUUGUUGAAGCCAUACACCAAGGAAUACAGUUGGUGCUCGAUGAUGUUAAUGGUAGGGUAGGCCCUGAUGAUUACGUUCAGUUACGUUUAGAGAGCCGUAAUUUAGCUAACCCUUUGUUUUCAGUCAGAAGAACUAGGGAUGAGCUAUCUGCUGAGGAUUUCUUAAAUCAGACCUCAAAGCUGCUACAGAGCAAUAGAGAGUUGCAUCUCGAUGGGACAUUGCGCCUUGUUGUGACAGUUGUGAAAAACAGGGGUGGGGGUGCUCGUAGAGUUUUAAAUUCUAUCCUUAGUAGUCAAAUUAUUCAUA
Gopherus evgoodei (Goodes thornscrub tortoise) is the source of this 2161-nucleotide messenger RNA. RefSeq lists its product as uncharacterized. The record is from RefSeq and is a predicted model, not a curated record. Bases 157 to 1329 code for a protein of 390 amino acids. NCBI's taxonomy places the organism in Eukaryota, Metazoa, Chordata, Testudines, Testudinidae. The transcript is spliced from 5 exons.